This is a messenger RNA of Symphalangus syndactylus (siamang), 1345 nucleotides long. It is a transcript of the gene IGFL4, whose product is annotated as IGF like family member 4. The record is from RefSeq and is a predicted model, not a curated record. Lineage: Eukaryota; Metazoa; Chordata; Mammalia; Primates; Hylobatidae. Gene Ontology annotation, molecular function: signaling receptor binding.
AAAAAAAAACAACAAAAAAAAAAACCCUCAUGACCAAAAAAAAAAAAAAAAAAAAAAAAAAAAAAAAAAAAAAAAAAAAAAAAAAAGGUGCUGCUUUCCUGUCUGUUCUAUGAAUCCCAGAGGUCUAUCCUACACCACCUAUUUUUGUUGUUGUUCUCCCUGGCACAGUUUUGCAGCCCCUGCUGUUCUUCUAGAUUAUGCUGCAACUUCACAAUUUCCCCUACGUGACUCUGAAAAAUUAUAGACAGUGCAGGUCUGGAGAUGAACUGAGAUGGGGAGUAGAGGGACUCCUUGAAACUUCAGGGUGGAGGAAUAUGGGGACCCUAGAGACAGCCAGUGUUUGGUGAGUAGUUUGCUCUUAGAUAAGCAAGAGUUAAGGAAUAUCUUCCAAGUGGUUUUCCCUUGGGCAGUGUUCAAAGAAAGACACUCAGCAGAGUCAAAGCUUAGACAGGUUCCUGGGUAGCCUUUACCCUGAGGAUCUGAAGGGUCUGAGGAGGCAGCAGCUACUUGGAACAGGUCCAGAAGCAUCUCAUUAAGCUUUUGAUGAAUGAUUUAUGUUCCCUGCAGCUCUUCAGGCCUGACUCUUCCCAAGAAGCCACUCCUUCUGCACACUUCCCUAAAUGUUGGUAAGUUCAUAUCCUAUAUAAGCCCCUAUGUAAAGUCACUGACCCAUUUCCACUGCUGCUCUCUCGUCCGCUGCUCUGAAGCCUAAACCAUGGUGCCCAGAAUUUUUGCUGCCGUCUUCAUUUUUGAACUUCUGAGUUCAAACUCAGAAGGAGUCACAGAUCCUAGACUGUGGCUAUGCCAGCCAGCGCCCAGGUGUGGGGACUGGACCUACAACCCCUUGGAGCAGUGCUGUGAUGAUGGUGUCGUCCUAGACUUGAAGCAGACCCGGCCCUGUGGCUCCAGCUGCACCUUCUGGCCCUGCUUCCAGCACUGCUGCCUGGAGUCUUUGGGCUCUCAGAACCAGGCAGUUGUGAGGUUCAAGGUCCCAGGUAUGAAGCCAGAUUGCAAGUCCUCCCCUAUCACCAGGAUCUGUGCCCAGGAAUACCACCCAAAAAGCCCUCUGUCAAGAUCUGACCUCAUCUAGACUGUUCUGGGGUAGCAGAGUCACAGAUCACUCUAGAAUCUAAUAUUUGGUAAUUAUACUGCAUUGAUUUUGUUGUUGUUGUUGUUGUUGUUGAGACAGAGUCUCGCUCUGUUGCCCAGGCUGGAGUGCAGUGGCACGAUCUCAGCUCACUGCAACCUCUGCCUCCGGGUUCAAGCAAUUCUCCUGCCUCAGCCUCCUGUGUAGCUGGGAUUACAGGCAUGCAUCACCACGCCUGGCUAAUUUUUGUAUUUUUAG